Molecule: messenger RNA, 1750 nt
Organism: Punica granatum (pomegranate)
Lineage: Eukaryota; Viridiplantae; Streptophyta; Magnoliopsida; Myrtales; Lythraceae
Source: RefSeq, a predicted model, not a curated record
CAUCAUCUGUUUCUGUCCGAAAGCACACACCUGCCGUGUUUCUCCUCUGCUCUCCCAUAAGUUUCCCCCGCUUUCGUCCCUGAUUGUCUUCGGGUUGCCUUCAUUGGAAGGCCGUAUUUUCGCCAUUGAUGGAUGCAGAUAAAAGCAGGGAAACAGGAAAGGGCAUCGAGGAGGAGCAAAAGGCAACAGAAACAGGAAGGACCGGUGACUCCCAGAGCAGCAAAGGGAAGGAUCUCGAUUUUAGCAUGGAGGCAGGGGAGCAAUGGAGCUCGGCUUUUACCGAUGCUUCCAUGGCAGCUAGGCCUCUCAAGAAGAUCCGCAGCCCCGAAAGAAUAGAGCGCCCGACUCAAUCUUCCGCGUUUCCUGCUCUGUCAUCGUCCUCUCCUGCCUCGAGAUUAUCGCUCCCUUUUACGUCUGGUACGUCUCCCCAGCAUGUACAAUUGCCGCACCAAUUCCGAACUUCACCAUCGGCGUUUCCUCUGUUCCAACAACAACAACCUCAGAAUCCACAGCAGAUGAUUUCUUUCACUCCCCAGCAGGGGAACAUUAACUAUCAGCCAUUCUUCGGCAUGGAACCGGGUUCUCUCCAACAGCAGCAGCUUCUGCGAUACUGGAGCAACGCCCUGAACUUAAGCCCGAGAGGAAGUACAGCCUCGGCCACUACAAGCAGGUCGGAACAAGGUUCGAGGCCCCCAUUGCAGCCUAUUCACACGACAAAGCUCUACCGAGGAGUGAGGCAGCGGCACUGGGGCAAAUGGGUGGCCGAGAUUCGGCUCCCUCGGAACAGGAACCGGCUCUGGCUCGGAACUUUCGAUACAGCAGAAGAUGCUGCAUUGGCUUAUGACCGGGAGGCCUUCAGGCUGAGAGGAGCGAACGCGAAGCUAAACUUCCCCGAACAUUUCCGAAAUAGAGGACAAGCUGAAGCAGGAUCCACAGCUCCGAGUUUCACCUCGCCCUCGCCCCCAACCCUGGGUCCUAUACCGAAUUCUGAAGAAGAUGGUCGCAGCAAGGAGUCAGGAGCUGGACCAAGCGUGGAAGUCGUGGAGUCCACUUCUAGAUCAGGAGGAGGGGAAGGGGGAACGGGUUCGAGACCACGGGAAGCGGCGUGGGAGGAAAUGGCGGAGGCUUGGUGUAACGCGAUUUCGGCUGGAUGGGGCCCUGGAAGUCCAGUUUGGGACGAUUUGGAUACAGCCAAUAGUUUCCUAUUGCAGUCCCACCUCCGUCCCAGAAACCCGAACCAGGAGCCUUCGAAGAGCUCUGACGUUCACAAGGAGGAGGAAAGCUCAAGCUCAGAUUCACCAUCUCGUUCCGGUCCAGCAUAGACUUCAUCCGGAAGGAUCGAGAUGAUCGAGGUUCUACGUGCCCAAAUAAUCCUGGUUUCCGUGUGAAUAACAGUCAGUUAAUAUACAGUUAGACCUUAGAUCUUUUAACGGGUUGAGGACUCUUUAGGGAAAAAAAACAACCCGUGCCUUCACUUUCAUUAGCCUAAUUUCUGCUGCAAGAAGGGCUGCACAUUUUUUCGACAGUCUUCUUGGCAGGGCUCCUUAAUUAGGUAACUCCGAUCUAUCUUAUGGCUGCGAUGCGAAGAAGGCGGCAUUUUUAUGAUCUGCUUCUCCCUCAGCUCAAUUGAUGUACCGGUUGCAUCUUCGUUGUGUACCUUAGUUAUCUCUGUAAUGAUCAUACCUUAUAUUAGUAGUGUCCUUUUCUCGUCAUCGGAAUUAUGUACUGUGGAUCAAACUUGCACUAUCAA